AUGGCGACUAUCGACCAUGCUGCAUACAGCGAUGAAAUGCCAGUAGAAAUCGCUUCCCCUCUACCGCAAGGCUCUGGCCAGACAGCUCUCAAAGACGUCACCUUUGGAUCGAUUGCUGGUAUAGCCGGUAAAUGCAUCGAAUACCCAUUCGAUACGAUCAAAGUCCGCCUCCAGUCGCAACCUCACGGGGUCCCGCUCCGCUACACAGGACCACUCGACUGUUUCCGCCAGUCCAUACAUUCCGAUGGCUUUCGCAGUCUGUACCGAGGCAUCAGUGCCCCUCUUGCCGGUGCCGCCGUCGAAAACAGCAGUCUAUUCUUUAGCUAUCGAAUAGCGAAGAAUUUGCUGCAGUCGACUGUUUACGCGUCGGACCCUCUCCCAUACAGUGGUUUAUUGCUCAGUGGUGCUUUGUCUGGUGCUUUUACGUCGGUUCUAUUGACGCCUAUUGAACUGGUCAAGUGUAAAAUGCAGGUCCCUAGCACCACUACCUCCGUCAAACCAGGUCCGUUGAAGAUUAUAGCAACCGUAUUCCGACAUCAUGGAAUGUUUGGUCUGUGGCGGGGACAAAUGGGUACAUUGAUACGAGAGACGGGAGGCUCAGCAGCUUGGUUUGGCAGUUAUGAAGCUGUGUCUGCUGUUUUUCGAAGGUCGUCCCCUCCAACCUCUGAGUCGUCAGAGUCAACCCCUCUGGCAGUAUGGCAGCAAAUGCUCGCCGGCGCUACUGCCGGCGUCAGCUAUAACUUUAUAUUCUAUCCCGCCGACACUAUUAAGUCUCGCAUGCAGACCGAAGAAAUUUCAGUUUUGUCGUCCGCAAACCGAUCAUUCUGGACAGUUGGCAAAUCGGUCUGGCAACAUGAAGGGUUAAAAGGGCUGUAUCGUGGUUGUGGUAUUACCGUUGCACGAUCUGCCCCCAGUUCAGCGUUUAUUUUUUCUAUAUACGAAGGAUUGUCCCAUUAUUUUGGGUAG
Messenger RNA from Talaromyces marneffei, 966 nucleotides. RefSeq lists its product as uncharacterized. The record is from RefSeq and is a predicted model, not a curated record. The transcript is spliced from 2 exons. Lineage: Eukaryota; Fungi; Ascomycota; Eurotiomycetes; Eurotiales; Trichocomaceae. Gene Ontology annotation, biological process: mitochondrial L-ornithine transmembrane transport. The coding region runs from base 1 to 966 and encodes 321 amino acids. Gene Ontology annotation, molecular function: L-ornithine transmembrane transporter activity.